Molecule: messenger RNA, 2854 nt
Organism: Oryza brachyantha (malo sina)
Lineage: Eukaryota; Viridiplantae; Streptophyta; Magnoliopsida; Poales; Poaceae
Product: ubiquitin-like domain-containing protein CIP73
Exons: 16
Coding region: 191-2494 (767 amino acids)
Cellular component (GO): BAT3 complex
Molecular function (GO): polyubiquitin modification-dependent protein binding; misfolded protein binding
Source: RefSeq, a predicted model, not a curated record
CGCCCUCCUCCCCUCCCUCCCCCACCGCGGCCCGAAAGCCCGCCCCUCCUCCUCUCCCGUUCCUUCCUCGCGUCUUCUCCUCCUACUCCCCUCCCCCCCAAAAUAUCUAGGGUUUCCUCCGCCGACUAGCCUGUACCCCGGCGAUCCGCGGGCGGAGUCCUCCAGUCCCGGGGGGAGAUUCGAGGAGAUCAUGGAGAGCAGUUCAUCAGAUGUGCACAUGUCACAUUGUGCUGAGGACUCUGACAAUACUGAGAGCACAAUUGAGAUCAAAAUAAAGACCUUGGAUUCUCAAACAUACAAUUUGCGUGUCAAUAAACGCGUGCCAGUACCUCUGCUAAAGGAAAAAAUUGCUACUGUAACCGGAAUAUUGUCUGAACAGCAACGCCUAAUUUGCCGUGGGAGAGUCUUAAAGGAUGAUGAGCUCCUUUCUGCAUAUCAUGUGGAAGAUGGCCAUACAUUGCAUCUUGUGGUAAGACAACCAGGGCAAUCUGCUACAUCAGGAAAUGCUGUUAAUGAAGGUACCACAUCAAAUCCCACUCGUCGUCGUGGUCCCACAAUGACUCGCAGUAUUGUGCUUGAGGCUAUUAAUGUGGGUCAGGGGAGUGAACUAAGUGUUGCACAGUUGCUACAAAGUCUGCUUCGAGCUCCUAGUAGCACACAAGUCUCGAGUGGACAAGCACCAUCUGACGCGAGGCCUUCAGAAGGUGCACAAUCUUCAACGCAAAACAGUGUUAGGGCUGUACUUGAUCAAUUGCAGGUUCCUCCACUUUUCCAGUCUGAAGCGGCACAGGGAUUAUCAGAACCAAACGUCAUUCCUGAUUCAUUGACCACGAUUUCUCAGUACAUUAACUUUCUGAGAGACUCCUUUAGACGGGAAGGCUUCAUGGAUAAUGGACAAACUCUAAAUAAUCCUGACCAUAGAACUGCAGGAAGUGACCAUGGAGAUGGUACUCAAAAUCAGGAAAACCAGCUUGAUUCAGCUUCGGCACAUGGGCUUCCUACUGCAGCGUUGCUUGCUGAAACUAUGCACUCUACUAGACAACUUCUUGUUGAUCAUGCUGGAGCAUUGCUAUCUCAACUACCAGAUCAGCUAGGAGAUAUUGUAAAUGUAACUGAUGCUACAGCACGGAGAAGCCUUCAAAACAGUGUAGUCAGAUAUGGGGUUCUUAUCCAGUACCUUGGGUCAUUACUUCUAGAACUUGGUCGCACGACGAUGAUGCUACGUAUAAAUCCUGCAACUUCGGAAGCAGUUGUCAAUUCUGGACCAGCUCUUUUCAUCUCUCCGUCUGGGCCAAAUCCUCUUAUGGUUCAACCUGCUCCUUUUGUUCCAGGAACAGGAUCUGUCCAAAUGGGCCCAAUAUUUUCUAGUCUUACUUCACACCGCUCUGUUCUACACCCAAGGGAUAUUGACAUCCAUGUCCGCACGAGUGGGUCUAUGUCUUUAACUGGUACUAACCCACGUGAGCUGGUUGAGGUACAUCAAACACAAGAACGUACUGAUAGAAGUGCAAAUGCUUCACCUGCAAACAGUAGUGAGGCAUUUGCAGGGGUUACAGGCGGUACUCCAUUUCCUGUUGAGUCUGGAGUUAGGCUGGUGCCGGGUAGAACAGUGGUUGCUGUGCCUGCUGGCAUCAAUCAUCUUCCUUCGAGAUCUUCUAGUGGAGCCGGUGCUAUCUAUUCAUGGUUCACCAGAAUUCAAAGAAGAGCAUACACUAAUGCUCAACCUGCCCAUAGUGCUAAUGAGCUACCAAAUCCACAGUCAUCUCCUGUUGAGUCUGGAGUUACAGGCGGUACUCCAUUUCCUGUUGAGUCUGGAGUUAGGCUGGUGCGGUUGGGGCCGCGUAGAAUGGUGGUUGCUGUGCUGCCUGCUGGCAUCAGUCAUCUUCCUUCGACAUCUUCUAGUGGAGUUCGUGUUAUCUAUUUACGGUUCAGCAGAAUUCAAAGAAGAGCAUACACUAAUGCUCAACCGGCCUGUAGUGCUAAUGAGCUGCCAAAUCCACAGUCAUCUCAAUAUCAUGAAGCAGGUAAUCUAGGAUCUCCAGUUGAUACCAAUGGGGGAAACAGUACUCAGACUUCUCCUGGGGAGCAGAAUGGCCAGGGUCCUUUUUCUCAGUUAAUGGAUAGUUUCCCAUGGAUUGGGUCACUAUUUCCUGGAGAAAAUUCCCGAGCAAAUGGCACAAGUCAGCAAAUACCAAUGCCUCCUGCUGAGCAGGUAGAUGUUAGAAAUCAUGGGGCACCAGAAGUGCCAGGGGUCAGCGAUGAGGGUCUACGCUUUGCUAGCUUGGUUCGCCAAAUUAUGCCAUUUAUCUCCCAGGCUGAGGCAAAUCAUCAUAGUGCCUCAGCAGCCAGUAGCAGUACUCCACAGCACUGGCAGGCUGCACAUGGGAGUUUGAAUGCUCAACGAGAUGGACGGAGUGAUUCUAGAAAUUUACAUCAUCAUAAUCGUGAUCCAGUUGAUGGACCUAAUUCUAAAAGGCAAAGAAGAAGUGAGUGAUAAAAAUCUUGCCUUCCCUGUCACCUUUUUUGCAACAUAAGCUGAGAAUUUUUCCAAUUCUCGCUGCACCAGAGGAUGGACUGUCAUCAUGUCAAAUGUCUGACAGAAUUGAGAGCAGUGGAUUAUUAGAAUUUCGCAGUGUAUAGUUGGCGUUCAGUUCAAUGGGCAACGCACCCAUAUUUUCUUUUUGCACAUUUUCUGGGCAACAGUUGUAAUGUCAUUUUACUUUUCUACCAUCAAUAUGUAGAAAUUCGAUUCAAUUGGGGGUGUUGAACGAACCAGGGCUCGUUUGGCACAUAUUGCUGUAGCAUGUGGAGCAGUUUUGCCAGAUAAUAAUACCCGUAUGAACUGUCAUCGUUA